Messenger RNA from Knipowitschia caucasica, 1830 nucleotides. The record is from the annotation of a GenBank genome assembly. Lineage: Eukaryota; Metazoa; Chordata; Actinopteri; Gobiiformes; Gobiidae.
AUGAAUUUCACCAAAGUUUCACGCGUCCUGCUGGUGAUCCUGCUCGCAGCGCAAGAUUGUUUUUCCUCUAAAGCAGAGGACAGGCUGUUCCGGAGGCUGUUCCGCCGUUACAACCAGUUCAUUCGACCAGUGGAAAAUGUCUCAGAUCCAGUCACAGUGGAGUUUGAGGUCUCCAUAUCGCAACUGGUCAAAGUGGAUGAAGUGAACCAAAUAAUGGAAACCAAUCUCUGGCUUCGGCAUGUAUGGAACGAUUACAAGUUGAAAUGGUCUCCUGUUGAAUAUGAUGGGAUUGAGUUUAUACGUGUACCAUCAAACAAGAUUUGGAGGCCAGACAUUGUGCUGUACAACAAUGCUGUGGGUGAUUUUCUGGUGGAGGACAAGACCAAAGCUCUGCUCAAGUUUGAUGGGACAAUCACUUGGAUUCCUCCAGCUAUUUUUAAAUCCUCCUGCCCCAUGGACAUCACGUACUUCCCGUUUGAUUAUCAGAACUGCUCCAUGAAGUUUGGCUCCUGGACGUAUGAUAAAGCCAAGAUCGACCUAGUUCUCAUUGGCUCUAAGGUGAACCUCAAAGACUUCUGGGAAAGCGGCGAAUGGGAGAUCAUUGACGCUCCAGGAUACAAACACGACAUCAAGUACAACUGCUGUGAGGAGAUCUACCCUGACAUCACGUACUCUUUCUAUAUCCGCCGCCUGCCGCUCUUCUACACCAUCAACCUCAUCAUCCCCUGUCUGCUCAUCUCCUUCCUCACUGUCUUGGUCUUCUACCUGCCCUCGGACUGCGGGGAGAAGGUCACGCUGUGUAUCUCCGUCCUGCUAUCUCUCACUGUGUUCCUGCUUGUUAUCACUGAAACCAUCCCGUCCACGUCUCUGGUCAUCCCUUUGAUCGGCGAGUACCUUCUCUUCACCAUGAUCUUCGUAACUCUCAGCAUUGUCAUCACCGUUUUCGUGCUGAAUGUCCACUAUCGCACGCCCAUGACGCAUACGAUGCCGGACUGGGUGCGGGCGGUGUUCCUAGGAGUGCUCCCAAGGGUCAUGCUCAUGCGCAGGCCCAUAGAUCAAGCCGGUUCCAACUCUGCAAGCAACAGGACUGGUGCGGUCGGGGGAAAUGCAGGUUUGAAUCGCCUGGGCAACAAGAAGCGAAAGAACAGCAUUGGAUCGGGGAGCGGAUCCGGGAGCGUUAGCAUCGGAGGGAUAACUGGUGGUGUAGCAUGUGCUCGGGAUGGAAGUGCAGGUGGAGGUGCGUCAACUGCAGGCGCAAUGAACUGUGUAGAGUAUGGAGAAAUUCGAGACAAGAAAAGAGAACUCUCCUUAAAUCGAGACCAUAACCGAGAAUUGUCCUUGAAUCGUGACAAUAACAAAGAGCUAUCGCUGAAUCGCGACGUGACCAGAAGGUACACCUACAACCGAGGCAAAGAAGUGCCCACGCCAGUCCCCCCUCCCAUGGUCAAAACACCGCCUCCUCCUCCACCUCCUCCUCCUCCACCACCUCCCCCUCCUCUCCCCUCGUCGCUCACAUCCCUGGGCACUCAGAGCUUGCCGCUGCCGGAGCCCCCAAAGUCCCCGAAGGUGCCCAGACCCUUAAACUCCCCGUCGCCCGUCAAUGCAGUGGUGGCUGUGUCGGUGAUGUCGCCCGAAAUCAAGCAGGCCAUAGAGAGCGUCAAGUACAUAGCGGAGAACAUGCGGACUCGGAACAAAGCCAAAGAGGUGGAGGAUGACUGGAAGUACGUGGCCAUGGUCAUAGACAGAAUUUUCCUGUGGGUGUUCGUGACGGUGUGUGUACUGGGAACACUGGGACUCUUUCUGCAGCCGCUCAUCAGCUUCUUCAAAUAA